GGGGUCUUCGACAAAAUUUCAAGAUGGCGUUGAAAAAUGCAGUUCAUCAGAAAAUUCUGACAGAUGUUAUUUGUGCUGUGAAGGGGUCUGAUUGGAAGGUGCUGGUGGUAGACCAACUCAGUAUGAGGAUGCUGUCAGCUUGCUGUAAAAUGACUGAAAUCAUGUCUGAUGGAAUCACUUUGGUAGAAGACAUCAACAAGAGAAGGGAACCUUUGUUGUCAAUGGAGGCUGUCUACCUUAUAACACCUACAGAGAAGUCCAUUCGGAAUUUGAUAGAAGACUUCAAAACCACCCAUACAUUACAGUACAAAUGUGCACAUGUAUAUUUCACAGAAGCUUGUCCUGAUGAGCUGUUUAACGAACUGUCCAAGUCACCAGCUGGAAAGUACAUCAAAACACUGAAGGAAAUUAACAUAGCAUUCUUACCAUAUGAAAGUCAAGUUUUCUCCUUGGAUUCCCCCAAGACAUUCCAGUACUACUACAAUCCACAGUACCAGUCAGGUCGUACACAGAACUUAGAACGAUGUGCAGAGCAGAUAGCUACACUAUGUGCUACACUAGGAGAGUACCCAUCAGUACGAUAUAGGAGUGAUUGGCCUAGAAAUGCAGAGUUUGCACAGUUGGUUCAGCAAAAGCUGGAUGCAUACAAGGCAGAUGAUCACACUAUGGGACAGGGUCCCGGACGAGACAGGUCCCAGCUGGUCAUACUGGACAGAGGGUUUGAUCCCAUAUCUGCCCUACUUCAUGAACUGACGUUUCAAGCCAUGGUCUACGAUCUACUACCCAUAGAGAAUGAUGUGUACAGAUAUGAGAAUCAAAUGGGAAAUGAUGUGAUAGAGAAAGAAGUUCUCCUAGAUGAAAAUGAUGAAUUGUGGACAGAUUUACGACAUGGUCACAUCGCAAAUGUAUCACAGAAUGUCACAAGAAAACUGAAGGAGUUUGCGACAGAGAAGCGGAUGAAGUCAGCAGGAGAUAAGACACAAACCAGUAUGAGGGACCUAUCGUCUAUGUUGAAGAAGAUGCCCCAGUACCAGAAAGAACUGAGCAAGUACGCCACCCACUUACACUUGGCUGAGGAUGCCAUGAGAUGCUACCAGGGACACGUCGACAAACUAUGUAAAGUUGAACAGGACUUGGCUAUGGGUGUUGAUGGAGAGGGAGAGAGAAUUAAAGACCACAUGAGGAACAUUGUACCAAUACUUCUAGAUCAAAAUGUCUCUGCGUAUGACAAAAUAAGAAUCAUUCUACUGUAUAUCAUUCACAAAGGAGGUAUAUCUGAAGAGAACCUUGCAAAGUUAGUGCAGCAUGCCCAGAUUCCCCCAGAAGAGAAGUGUAUUUUAACCAACUUACAAAACUUGGGAGUACCAAUCAUUUCUGAUGGUGGUAGACGCAGAGGCCAACAACCAUACCAGGCAUUUAACAGGAGGGAACGCAUCAGUGAACAAACAUACCAAAUGUCCAGGUGGACUCCUUACAUUAAAGAUCUGAUGGAAGAUGCCAUAGAAGAUAAGUUAGACCAGAGACACUACCCAUUCCUAUCUGGAGCUGCUAGGUCAAUGAUGAGUGGAGCAGCCCCCACCAGCGUAAGAUCAACAAAACAGAGUAUAUCUGGAGCUUCUAGUGCAAGAUACGGCCACUGGCAUCAACGUAAUGAGCAAUCACGAUCGCGUUCUGGGCCCAGGCUGAUUGUGUUUGUGAUUGGUGGAAUUAUGAUGAAUGAGAUGAGAUGCGCCUACGAGGUUACGAAAGGAGCGAAGAAUUGGGAGGUCCUUGUUGGAGGCACAUCUAUUCUUAAACCAGAGGGACUAUUAACUGACCUUCGGGAACUCAGCAACCCAAAUGUCGGUUGAAACACCAGGAUUUAGACAUCACUCUUAACAAACUUACACAAUCUAGUCUGCCAUUCAUUGUUGUCUUGAACCAACAUACACCAGUUAUGUGUAAACAGUAGAAUUAAUAUUAGAAGCAAAGGAUUGCAGAACUGCAAUCAACAAAUAUUCACAGUGUUGUUUUUGGCGCUUUGGGUCAGCCUUUAUGAGUGUCAGUGUUAUAAUUGUAAUGCAUUCCUCAGAAUUAUGCAAUGUGUUAUGCUAGUAAUACAACUGUUUGAAGGCUAUACUUGUAUAUGAUUUUCAUCUGGAUUUUAAAUCAUUUUUUGAGAGGCUUUAAAUACAUUUUCAAAAAAUAAAAAAUAUUUACUUAAAAUGGUGUCAAAAUGUAUGUAGUUUUAGUAAAUAAAAUCAGUUUCUGUAAAAUCAUACUAAAAAGCUUCAAAAUUGUAAUUUACAUGCCUAGCACUAUUUAUUAUUACUUUAAAAUGGCCUAUUGGAGAAAUUUCACAACAUAUGCAGUUACAUAUGCUGGAUGAUAUAACCGGUUUUUGUGCAAGUCCCAUCUUAUGUAUUGAUAUACUGAUUCAACUGAUUUGAAUUUAGUAUAUCACUAAGGACUGAUGUAUGAUUGAUAUAGAUUGAAUAUAUGGAUGUAGAAUAAAGAUAUAUAAAUCAGAUAAAUAUCUAAAUUAAAGUGUUAAUUUUCCCUGACACAUGUACUAGAAUAAUACAUGAUUAUGCAAGAAUCAUGUGAAAGCCGCUGACAAUACAUCCAUUUCAAUGUACUGGAUUAGAUUUACUUUCUAUCUGUUCUAAAUCAGGGGUCCAUUACUGGAAGUAUUUAUGCUCUGAAGUCAUGAUAAGUUUGAGUUGAAUAUUAUAGAAGUUCAUUGUUUCUAUUUUGAAAGAUUUAUUAAAGCAUUUCAAUCAAUGAUAUUAUUGUAUGUGAUAAUAGAGUGAAUUUUCUACUUUGCAUGGUCAGAUUUUCUAGUAAUGGACCCCUGACUCGCAGAGCUACCUAUGUAAUUACAUGUACUUAAUAGUGUAGCUAUAUUUAUCUAUUAUAUAGGCCAAGUUAAGUACAUUCUAUAAAGAAUAUGAAUGUUGUGUAUAAUGUGGUCGAUUAUAAUGUAAAUGUAUUAUAAGCAAAGGUUGUAUGUGCCAAUCAAAAGGUGUGGGGGGGUGGGGGCAUUAGGCUGAUGGACACCAAUAUAGGUGCAUAGCUGCACUACAGGGUGUUCUCCCAUGAAGGUACUGGUAAAGGGAGGAGUAUGUAUAGGUAUUGUUUGAAAGUUUAAUUUUAUUGUGUUAUCUAGUUAUAAGAAGUAUUUCAUUAGCAGCAUAUUGGGGAAUUGGGAUAUUUUAUUAUUUAUCGAUAAAAUAAUUCAAGUUAGGUGUAUUCUUCAAAGAAAAUCCAGGAAGAUCAGAAACUCAAAAGCUGGACUAAAAUAUGUAGUUGAUUCAGAUUGAAGAAAUUCAUGUAAAAUAAUGUACUGAGAUUUCUCCAGUUUAUGUAUAAUAAAAACUUCUCAAACUCUUGAGGGCAGUGUGCAAUACAAUUACAGAAGUUCGCAUUAACCUCACUUGACCUCAUUCAAACAUGUGGACAGUAGUGUGAACAAGAGAGUGUUUCACUAGAAUGAGAUUGUUAAGCUGUAUAAUGCCUGGGUCACAUUUUCUGCGAUUCAUCUUGAGUAUUUUGUUCAAAAUUGAAUACUCAAUCGGCUGGGCGCCGUAGUGAAAAUCUGAGCAAAUGUGACCAAGGCAUUAUGAAACCACUAGACUGUAAUAGGCUA
This is a messenger RNA of Owenia fusiformis, 3628 nucleotides long. NCBI's taxonomy places the organism in Eukaryota, Metazoa, Annelida, Polychaeta, Sabellida, Oweniidae. The record is from the annotation of a GenBank genome assembly.